Molecule: messenger RNA, 1459 nt
Organism: Solanum lycopersicum (tomato)
Lineage: Eukaryota; Viridiplantae; Streptophyta; Magnoliopsida; Solanales; Solanaceae
Product: GATA transcription factor 1
Biological process (GO): cell differentiation; regulation of DNA-templated transcription
Cellular component (GO): nucleus
Molecular function (GO): sequence-specific DNA binding; zinc ion binding
Source: RefSeq, a predicted model, not a curated record
UUUUUUUUUCUUCUCUCUAAACAAAAUCAAACCAAACCCUUAUUCCAUUUUUUUCUCUUUCAAUUUCUCCCUUUUGCUCUCUGUGUGUGAAAAAAACAAUGAAAAUGGAGGAUUUGGACCCAACUGCAUGUUUCAUGGUGGAUGAUGACCUUCUCAACUUCUCUUUGGAAGAUGAAACUGUUGAAGAAGAUGAUGAAAAAUCAACUAUUACUAGCAAAGACCCACUUUCUUAUUCUUCUUCGUCUUCAACAAACCCUCUUGUUAGCCUUCUUCCCCACCCUGAGUGUGUAGAGGAAGAGUUGGAAUGGCUGUCAAACAAAGAUGCAUUUCCAGCGAUAGAGUUUGGCAUUCUUUCGGAGAACCCGGGUAUGGUAUUUGAUCACCAUAGCCCGGUUUCAGUGCUGGAGAAUAGUAGCAGCACUAGUCACAGCAGUGGCAAUGGUGUUGUUAGUGGAAAUGCUUAUACGAGCUGCUGCGUCAACUUAAAAGUUCCGGUUAAUUACCCUGUUCGUGCACGGAGCAAGAGAAGACGUAGAAGACGGAGAGGUGGAUUUGCUGACAUGCCAAGCGAGCAUUGUCUGCCGGUGACACAACCGAGUUUCAAGAACGUUAAGCAGCGUGAGCCAUUGCUUUCUUUACCAAUGAAUUCAGCUAAGAGUGCUGCUAGCAUUGGGAGGAGGUGCCAACACUGUGGAGCCGAUAAGACCCCACAAUGGCGGGCAGGCCCUCUGGGGCCAAAAACACUGUGUAAUGCUUGUGGUGUGCGCUAUAAGUCAGGCAGGCUGUUACCAGAGUAUCGCCCGGCUAAUAGCCCUACUUUCUCGGCUGCUGCGCAUUCAAACUCCCACCGGAAGGUUUUGGAGAUGAGAAAGCAUAAGAUUGGUGUGGGAGGAAUGUUGAUUCAUGAAGCUUGUGGAUAUAGGGUAGGACAGUAGUGAGUCAUCUGCAGCGUCUUUUCAGAUAUUUUUCUUCAUUUACUAUAGUUAGCAUAGACUAUAGGUUUUUGUUGUAAUGGUCUUGAUGGUCGGUGAUUUGCUUUGGUUUUCCAUCAAAAUCCACUAGGAAUUUUGAACUAGUUUGUUUUAUUAUAUGCUUUUAAGAUAGAAAUCCAGAAAGAAGAGCUCCUAACAAAGAUUUGGUUGUUUUUUUAAUCCUUCCUUCUUACCUCUGUCAUUUGCAUGGAUUGGAAAUGAUACAUUUUUGAAUCUUGAGAAUGAUGUUUGUGGCAGUUGCUGGGAAUGUACUUGCUAAGCAGUUUUAACAGUUGCAGAAGGUGGUGUUCGCUCGAGAUGGAGGUAUUGAAGUUUACAGUGUUCUAAUUGUUUCAGGGGUUUGAUCAUCUUGCUUUGGUUUUUACCCCUUUAUGUAACGAAGCGUUCUGCAAUGUAUUGUCUAUUUGUUUGAAUAAAAGAAAGAAGAUGGAACUUAUAUGCAGAGUUCUCUUCUCAUUGUUGAAUGA